AUGAGAGUAACUAAAUCUUUUCUUAUAUUUAAUAUGUACAAAGACUACAUGAAAUUUAAUAAAAAACUUCUAAAAGCUAAUUACAAAGGGACGUACCUAUUUGAAAUCUUGGUAGACGAAGAAAAAAAAGCAUACCAAUAUUAUUUAAUUGACUUCGAUAACUUAAGCGUUACUUGGCAAGAAACUCCAUUUGAAAAAUAUGAUGUUAAAUUCAGUACAGAUGAUGCUAUAAUGCUUAAAAUAACCAACAAAUAAGUUAAUCCUUCAAAGCUAGUAGCUGAAAAAAAAAUAAAAGCAGAAGGAAAAUAAGAAUAUAUAAGUAAACUUACCUCAGACUUUUUCCCUACUGUACCCAAGCUCUGA
Messenger RNA from Tetrahymena thermophila SB210, 363 nucleotides. Its product is annotated as SCP-2 sterol transfer family protein. The transcript has a single exon. The record is from RefSeq and is a predicted model, not a curated record. Lineage: Eukaryota; Ciliophora; Oligohymenophorea; Hymenostomatida; Tetrahymenidae.